This is a messenger RNA of Plutella xylostella (diamondback moth), 2381 nucleotides long. RefSeq lists its product as uncharacterized. The record is from RefSeq and is a predicted model, not a curated record. Lineage: Eukaryota; Metazoa; Arthropoda; Insecta; Lepidoptera; Plutellidae.
GCUAGCUUUACCCUCACAUUUUGAUUUUGUGGAUGGCCUUCUUGAGGUGGUUUUAGAAGACUAUUUCGUAAUUUCUUUAGAAAACAAAGUUUCCAGUCGACUUAACAGUCAAGAUUGUGUUUAGAUAAGUCAAUGGCCCGAUAUUCAAGAGAGUGAUCAGCGGUGUUUACCAUAUUGCCAGACAAAACCUUGGUAAUCAUGGCUUCCAAAUCAGCUGAUAUGUCUGCAGUGGCCUCUAAAAGGGUUACUAAGAAAGAAGCUAUGCGGACAAGGCAGAAGACUGCACAGUCUAAGCGCAUCCGCAACAAGCUUGUGCACUUUCCCUUAACCCCUCGUAGUCUAACAAGCCCACCACAUCUACAAGUCAAUAAAAAUGAUGAUGCUAAAACUUAUGGUAGCCCUAAACCAGAUGUCAGAGCCGAUUCACCAAAAAGUCCAAAGAAAUUGGCUGAAAGUAUAAAACCUUUGCCUAAAAGUCCCAAAAAUAAAAAAUGCAAAGAGGUUUUAGAAACUACCAAGGAGUAUUAUCCAAAUAAAAAGAAAAGAACAGUUUUUAGUAAGAAAGUAGUUUUGAAACCAAAAUAUGAAUUAAAAGUUGUAGAGAGAUUGAAUAAGAGGAAACUUAUAACACCAAGAAAAGAUUCAAAUUUCUACAUUCCCAUAGUAGACCCUGCUCUGCCACCACAGAAGGUUCCGGAGCCAAGUUUUGAAGAGUUGCUCCGUUUAGCGGAUGACAUGGACUCGAUGACGGAUGAGGACCUGAUGGAGAUCCUGACCUGCCCCAGCCCCGUGUGGUGGGAGGCACCCGUCAACCCUGAGUAUGAAGAAGAUCCCAUAUUUCCCAGACCACGGCGGCCCGCGCCCACUCAACAAGAGGCAAAGCCUACUAAUUUACAAAGCAGUACAAAAAUUUCAAAAAUGCCUGAACUCAAACCAGAAAUUAAAUUAAUCUCGGAACUUGAAGAAAUAGGAUCAAAAUCAAGCAAUAAAAUCACCAAAAAGAGAUAUUUAGAAAACAUCCUCGGAAAUAUUAAGAAGAAAGUGAACAAAAGUACCCCUUCUAAUGAUAGUGAUACGCGAAAAUCAAACAAAAAUGAUACUAAAAUCAAUAGAGUACAAACAAUAUCACUUUCUGAAAGCUCAGCCACCGAAGAUGAACUGUUUACAGAUAAAAACGAAGAUAUACUGAGAGACCUAGAAAACCUAGAUAUACCAGUUGCAAAAUCCGACGAUAUCAAUGAAAAAGUAGACUUAUUAUCUCCAGUAGAAUGUAUAUUUUUGGAAGAAGACGCAGCUCCUUGUGACCCAAUGGUGGACUAUGUCUCUAAACAACCAGUAUCAGAAAUUGAGGAGAAAUUUGAAGCUUCAAUGCUAGAAGGCAUAUAUAAAAUACAACCUUCUUCGUCGUCCUUAAUUAAGCAGACAAGGAGUCUUGUGCCAAAGAAAAUCAUUUUUACUAUCAAAACGAACGACAAAAAGAAAAUUAAACUGGAUCUUGAAGAAUAUGAAGAUAAUAAAGAUACAGAAACUAAACAAGAAGAAGAAGUAGAAGUUCCGAACGAAAUGCCACCACUGAAAAGGUUUCCUAAAGUUUCUGAAAAUGAUGCUGACAUAGCGUGUCCGUAUUCGAAUCCGUCUAGCGACAAUUUUGAAAUGGAUGCAGUUGACAGCAGCAGCAUUACCAGUCGGGAACCAGACACAAUAUCUGACACUAACAUCAAGUUCCUCACCGAUGAACAGGUAAAUGGUGAAGAAAACUUAAACGGUGAUGAAAAUAAUGACCCUCUAGCUCCAGACACAAAAACAGAAUCCGAUCUUGAAGGUGAAAAACAAAAGACAGUCACUGAAGAUUCCAUUGAAAAAGAUAAAAAUAUGAAUAUUGGAAAAACAAAUGAACGAGAUGAUGAAGAAGAGAAGAUAACAGAAUAUGCUGUCGAUGAUUCUGAUAUAACAAUUGAUGACAAUGAAAAGAAAAGGGAGCGUAUAGUUGUUUACAAAAUAAUUGAGGCAGAUUCCGACAUAGAACAACCCGCGUCGGUUACUGAACACAACAAUUAUUUUAGCAACAAAUCUAAAACAGCGAAAGCAAACAAGAAAAUCAAUGAGACAGUAAAUGCAGAUAAAGUUAACAAAAAAAUGACGAAUAAGAUAAGAGUCAAAGUUAAAAGUAUUAAAAGAAAAGCGAAUGUCAAUGUAGAUAAAAGAAAAGUGGAGGAUGAUCUCAAAAUACCCAUAACUGACUCUAACGGUCCCAAAAAAGCAAAAAUGCACUAUUGUCGUGUAUGCUCCUCAAUAUUCGAUACACCAGAAUGCAAGUACUGUAAAGAGAAAAGUAUUCAAAAUAACAGUAUGGAGACAAAUAAACUGUGACUUAUUCAAUA